CCGCCAUGAACAUCGUCGAAACCCUCUUCGGCCGGACCAAGACGCCCGCCGAGCGCCUCCGCCAGCACCAGCGCGCUCUCCAGAAGGCACAGCGCGAGCUCGACCGCGAGCGCUCAAAGCUCGAGCAGCAGGAGAAGAAGCUCAUCGUCGACAUCAAGAACAGCGCCCGCAAAGGCGAGAUCGGCCCGUGCAAGGUCAUGGCCAAGGACCUCGUGCGCACCCGGCGCUACGUGUCCAAGUUCUACACGAUGAAGACCCAGCUCCAGGGCGUGUCGCUCCGCAUCCAGGGCAUGCGCAGCAACCAGCAGAUGGCCGAGGCCAUGAAGGGCGCGACCAAGGCGAUGAACCUCAUGUCGCGGCAGCUCAACCUCCCCCAGAUUCAGCGCAUCCUCCAGGACUUUGAGAAGGAGUCGUCGAUGAUGGAUAUGAAGGAGGAGAUGAUGGGCGACGCCAUCGACGACGCCAUGGACGACGAGGUUGGCGAGACCGAGGAGGAGGAGGGCGACCGCAUCCUCGAGGAGGUGCUCGCCGAGGUUGGCGUGAGCGUUGGCCAGCAGCUCGGCGAAGCGCCAACCUCCCUUCCCGCGACUGCCCUCUCCGAGCCCGGCGUGCGUCGCGCCGUCGCCGUCGGCGAGACGUCGGGUGGGCCCUCGGCAUCGUCUACCGGUGCGAGCUCGAGCGGUGCGGAUGCGGGAGGCGCAGGUGCGGCGGGCGGCGACGGCGGGCUCGACGACCUCCAGGCGCGGUUGGACAACUUGCGCCGGGACUGAGCGGCGCCCCGCCGUGCGAGGGCUGCGAGGUGGACGAUACAGUGUUGUACGGCCGUGCCAGAUGUACUUCUACUGCGUUUUGCCC
This is a messenger RNA of Rhodotorula graminis WP1, 855 nucleotides long. RefSeq lists its product as uncharacterized. The coding region runs from base 6 to 770 and encodes 254 amino acids. The transcript has 5 exons. Gene Ontology annotation, cellular component: ESCRT III complex; multivesicular body. The record is from RefSeq and is a predicted model, not a curated record. Gene Ontology annotation, biological process: late endosome to vacuole transport; protein transport; endosome transport via multivesicular body sorting pathway. Lineage: Eukaryota; Fungi; Basidiomycota; Microbotryomycetes; Sporidiobolales; Sporidiobolaceae.